CAUAUGAGCCCCUUACUAUAUAGAGUGCUACGAGUGUUCGUCUACCAAAAGUAUGCGGUCUAAAACAGUACCUUUACGUUAAUUCGUCGCAGGAACUUUUCUGUUAUGAUGGAUUACUAUCUCAUUUAUUUGAAGCUUCACACCAAGCAGCAAUUGCUGUAAGCCGGAUGGUGAAGUCUGAAGACAGGCUAGAGGCCGAUGCCUGGGGCAGCGAGUUCGGUGACAUUUUGCACUUGCGUCGGCUUCGGACUCGGAAUCAACAGCUCUGCAAAAUGUCUCCGAACAGCUCAAAAAGACCGCGGAAAUGGCUUUCUCGCCGUCUUUCCUCUGUUUCUCUUUUUACCAAGCGCAAGAGAUCGAAAUUAUUUACCAUUGUGCACUCCGACUUGCGGUCCACCGAGCAACAUGAUGGAAACCAAGAACAGUUCUCCCGAGCCGGCUCAUACAGCUGAUACACCACCAGCCGAGAUCUCGGACGAGCCAAGGUCUACCUUCAAACCUGAUAUCCGGUUUUGGUUGGUCUUUGCUGCGCUGUGUGUGACUUCCUUGCUGGCUGCUCUCGAAGGAACCGUCACGUCUACUGCUCUUCCUACCAUUGUCGCUGAGCUCCGCGUUGGCCAAGAUUACCCAUGGGUAUCUAACGUCUACUUUUUAACUACAGCAUGUUUCCAGCCGCUCUACGGACAACUCUCUAAUGUCUUCGGUCGCCGAUAUCCCAUGAUCUCGUCCGUCGUCUUCUUUAUCGUCGGUAGUGGUAUUUGUGGAGGUGCCUCGAGCGCGGCCAUGCUUAUUAUUGGCCGUGGGAUUCAAGGCGUUGGAGGAGGUGGAAUUCAAAUGCUUAUCGAACUUAUCGUAUGCGACCUGGUUCCCUUAGCGCAGCGAGGCGCAUAUAUUGGACUGAUGUUUGUCUUCUUUGCUAUCGGCACAUCACUGGGUCCAUUUAUUGGCGGUGCUAUUGUUAGCAACACUACCUGGCGAUGGGUCUUUUACCUUAACCUUCCGAUUGGAGGCGCGGGUCUGGUUCUGCUGAUCCUCUUCCUACAAGUGAACUAUAACCGCGAGAUGUCGGUUAAGGAGAAGCUGAAGCGCUUAGAUUUCUUCGGAAACUUGCUGCUGAUUAGCGCAAUCGUGUCUAUUCUGAUUGCGCUUAGCUGGGGCGGCACUCGUUACCCCUGGUCCUCAGGCCACGUUCUCGCACCUCUACUUAUCGGUCUCCUUGGAAUUCCAGCAUUUAUCUUCCUUCAAGGUACUCCGCUUGUUAAAGAGCCGACCACCCCAUUGCGACUGUUUAGCAACCGCACUUCCACUAUAGCGUUCUUGAACACCUUUAUACACGGCCUCGUCAGCUUCUGGAUUCUAUAUAUGCUUCCGGUCUACUUUCAGGCUGUCCUACAAUCUUCUCCCGAGCGCUCCGGCGUGCAGCUUCUCCCGACCGUGAUCUCUAUGAUUCCUAUCGCCGGAGUAUCGGGCGCAAUUCUCUCUAAGACAGGUAAUUAUAGAGUACUCCAAAUCGUCGGCUUUGCUCUCCUUACUAUCGGCCUUGGCACUUUCACAAUACUGGGCCCCGGCUCUUCCACCGCAGCGUGGACGUUAACGCAAAUGGUCGCUGCGUUCGGCGGUGGAGUGAUUAUGCCCGUUCUUCUGCCCGCGGUCCAGGCUGGACUCGAGGAGAAAGACGCGGCCACUUCCACGGCUCUCUGGGCCUUUAUCCGCAGCUUCGGCAUGAUUUGGGGUCUCGCGGUACCCGCAGCUAUCUUUAACAAUCAAUUCGAUAAGUUUGCCUCGUCGAUCAGCGAUAGCUCGGUACGUGAUUUGUUUUCUGGGGGCAAUGCGUAUGCCUACGCCUCGGGUGCGACCAUCAAUGCGCUCCCAGCCCGGGUGCGAGCUGAGACUAUCGAUGUGUAUACGCGUAGUCUGCGGGUGGUGUGGCAGGUGUCCAUCGGUUUUACGGGGUUGUCGUUCCUGCUCACCUUCUUGCAGAAGAAUAUCAAGUUGCGGUCGCAUCUGGAGACGGAUUACGGGCUGAAAGAGAAGGAGAAGGACGCAAAGGAGGGUUCGGAUAGAACUUUGGGGGCUCAUGAAUCGCGUUCAGGAUAGCCGUGUUGUUAGAGGCAGGGACAGAUGCUUUUGAACUUGCCUGUUGUUUUUCGUUGGUGCCCUGUAAGCCUGUCAGGAAGGCGAAGUUGGCGAGGAAGGAAGGGUUGGAUGGUGCGUCUAUAGAGCGAGGACCUUUUCUCAGAAUUCUGCUCAGUACUCGCAAUUUAGCUAAUAGUACUGAGCUAAACGAUCGACACUUGACAUUUCUGGUUCUGCCUAACCCUGUAUAACUUCAAUACUCCGUUUAACAUCCCACUGCUCAUCCAAGAAC
Messenger RNA from Aspergillus melleus, 2368 nucleotides. RefSeq lists its product as uncharacterized. Gene Ontology annotation, molecular function: transmembrane transporter activity. NCBI's taxonomy places the organism in Eukaryota, Fungi, Ascomycota, Eurotiomycetes, Eurotiales, Aspergillaceae. The transcript has 2 exons. The record is from RefSeq and is a predicted model, not a curated record. Bases 199 to 2097 code for a protein of 632 amino acids. Gene Ontology annotation, biological process: transmembrane transport.